AUGCCAUUUAAGGCAAACUUCGCACGGAUGAAGGAUGGGCGCCCCAAACGAUUCUGGAUAGAAGUUGGCGCCCACGCAUGGGAAAAUUUGCAAUUUUCUCCUGGCUUCGCCAAGUCCGAAGAUGACUUCUUGAUCUCCUUUGAGCCACUCCUGGAUAAGUAUGCCAUGCUCUUAGCCAGGUAUGAGGGAGAUGUGACAGAACGCCGACCGCUGGGUUUUCAGCAUAAACGUGGACUGGCUUUUCCAUUUGCAGUAGGAUGCGAGACUCGCUACACCUCGUUUACAGCGACGGACUAUGACAUGUGCAGCACAGUUCUGCCUACAGCUGAUGAAAGCUCUCCUGGCUUCUGGCCCCCUAACUGCCUUUCUGGUGCUGAAAGGCGUACUGUGCCCUGCAUUUCGCUGCGGCACGUACUGGAAUCAUGGUUGUCCGGGCAGGAGGUCUACUUUUUGAAAAUUGACGCCCAGGGCUACGACCUGAAUGUGGUGCAAUCGGCAGGCCCACUGCUGCGAAAG
This is a messenger RNA of Symbiodinium pilosum, 516 nucleotides long. The record is from the annotation of a GenBank genome assembly. NCBI's taxonomy places the organism in Eukaryota, Dinophyceae, Suessiales, Symbiodiniaceae.